This is a messenger RNA of Melanotaenia boesemani (Boeseman's rainbowfish), 823 nucleotides long. RefSeq names its product FXYD domain containing ion transport regulator 6 like (gene fxyd6l). Gene Ontology annotation, molecular function: sodium channel regulator activity. Gene Ontology annotation, biological process: regulation of sodium ion transmembrane transporter activity. Gene Ontology annotation, cellular component: membrane. The transcript has 10 exons. The coding region runs from base 254 to 535 and encodes 93 amino acids. NCBI's taxonomy places the organism in Eukaryota, Metazoa, Chordata, Actinopteri, Atheriniformes, Melanotaeniidae. The record is from RefSeq and is a predicted model, not a curated record.
AUUCCUGAGACAAGACCAAGAAGGAGCAGAGCUUGGAUGAGCAGAGCAAACGUUUCUGCACAGAAUGCGGCCAUUAUAAUUCUUUUUCUUCUUCUUCUUCUUUUAUGUGAGGUUUUCAUUUUCUAAUAUUUUUCUGGUCUUACGAGAUUUGAAUUCCUUUGGCUGAAGUAACAAUUAAGUGCUAAACUUUUUUUUGUUUUCUUUUUCUUUUUUCAAAGUUUAAGUCAUUGGUAAGAGGCUGAUAGACGGUACAAUGGAUCUCGUUGUACUGGUGGCAUUUAGCUCCUGGCUGGCUCCUGCACUUGGAUCAGCGUUUGGCAGGGAGAUGUUUGCUUCAUCAGCAGAUGAUGACAAAGACUUUGACAGUCCUUUUCAAUAUGAUUAUGAGUCUCUGAGAAUCGGUGGACUGGUUUUUGCUGUGGUGCUGUUCUUUCUGGGCAUCGCCCUCAUCGUCAGUCGAAAGUGUACCUGUUCAAAGAGUGACAAGUCAAGAUCCAGGGGUCUUGGUGUGGAACCAGGAGUCCAGAGGGUUUAACAGACACUAAAGAAAAACUGUCUGAUUGUUGCCUUUAGGUGGCAGCAAACACCAUGAUCACAGCAGAAGACAAUCAUUUCACAAGCACAACAUGAAGCUUUCUUGAAUUUCAUAAUGUUCCUCUUCUUCUGUUUUCCUAUUUUAAUGUUUUUAUCAUCAGUAACUUUCACCAGUUAAUGUUUCACCUUUAUAAAGUAGCUAUAGUCUGAUCAUUUAUCAUUUAUUUUUUUGUGACUUUCAAAUUUAUGCAAAAUAAUAAAGCAAAUCUUUUAGAAAAAAUAUCUAUCU